Drosophila albomicans is the source of this 1837-nucleotide messenger RNA. Its product is annotated as pre-mRNA-splicing factor 38B. Lineage: Eukaryota; Metazoa; Arthropoda; Insecta; Diptera; Drosophilidae. The transcript is spliced from 6 exons. Gene Ontology annotation, cellular component: precatalytic spliceosome. Bases 156 to 1472 code for a protein of 438 amino acids. The record is from RefSeq and is a predicted model, not a curated record.
AAUUGAGCUUGUUCUGAACGAAACGUCACAACUACACAUUGGCAUUUUCGCUGCAGCGCACGGUAAACGUUUGCAAAUUGUUUGCGGUGCACAAAAGUAACUGAAAAGUAUAGUUGAAUGCACAACGCAAAUACCGGCAAUUGAGAAGCGGAGUCAUGGACGAAGAAUAUUCGGCAGCGUCUUCGGUCGGCGGUGGCGGAAAAAAAGCUGGCGUGGGGGGAAAACAGCACAAUACACUGCCAUUCUGGGGCAAUGAGACGUCCAUGAACCUGAAUCCCCUCAUUCUCGCUAACAUACAGAGUUCCAGCUACUUCAAAGUGCAUCUUUUCAAGCUGAAAACCUAUCAUGAGGUGGUCGACGAGAUCUACUACCAGGUGAAGCAUAUGGAGCCAUGGGAGCGGGGGUCACGCAAAACAUCCGGCCAAACAGGAAUGUGCGGCGGUGUGCGUGGCGUUGGCGCCGGCGGCAUCGUGUCCACCGCCUACUGUUUGCUCUACAAGCUGUAUACACUGCGGCUGACGAGAAAGCAAGUGAAUGGACUGCUCAACCACACAGACUCGGCCUACAUACGGGCACUAGGAUUUAUGUACUUACGUUACACACAGCCGCCGGGCGAUUUAUAUGACUGGUAUGAGGAUUAUCUGCAGGACGAGGAGGAGAUUGAUGUGAAGGCGGGCGGCGGCCAGGUGCAAACCAUUGGCCAAAUGGUGUAUCAGUUCAUGACGAAGCUGGACUGGUUCUCCACACUGUUCCCGCGGAUACCGGUGCCCAUUCAGAAGCAGAUCGAGAAGAAGAUUGAACAAUAUUGCCGCGAGCAGGGCAUCACGGUCAAUCAGCUGAGCACGGGACGAGGCGCAGCAGCUGCGGCCACAACGGCGACGCCCAACACAAUGACAGCCUCUGUGGGCACCAGCUGUGAUGACUACGACGGUGGACGUGGCGGUGGCCCGGCGCAUGCCAACUCCCGCCAAGGAGGCGGAGGAGGAGGCGGUAGCGGCGGUUAUCCGCCGGCAAACUAUCGCAACGAUCAUGAUGAUCGCGACUACUAUGCAGCGCAGGCUUCGGGCUCGUCCUAUGGACGCAGUCGUGGCUAUGACGAUUACCCACCGCCGCCGCCCAUGUCAUCGAUGCUGCCAUACGGCAGUUCAGAUCGCGACAAAGAUUAUGGCGGUGAGCGUGGCACGGAGCGGGCCGAGCGUGGAGAGCGCGGCGGUGAACGCAGCGAGCGACGUCGCAGCAGUAAGCACAAGAAGAAACAUAAGCACAGGCAAUACUCGCGCAGCCGGAGUCGCAGUCCCAGCAAAAGUCGCAGUAGUCGCAGCGAUAGUCGUGGUCGCCAUCGGCACGAUCGAAAGCGGGACGAGCGGAGCAGCAGACAUCGGCACAACGAUCACUACGACGAGCGGGAACGGGAAAGGGAGCGAGACCGUGACAGAGAAAGAGAGAGGGAGAGAGAGCGACGCUAUCGAUGAACACGAUAAAGUGGGCCGCAAUUGUUUGUUCAGCAUUGUUUCCAUUGAACGUAUUCUUAAUAUUCUUAUCCACCUUUCCCCCACUCCCCAACCCCCAAACUUACAUUUUUUUGUCUCCCACUUAACGUACUCCAUUGUUGAUCACUUUCACAAGCAACUACAGAGUUCAAUCCGCCUGGAUUGGGCGCCUACUCAGGUUAUAACUACACACACAUACAUGCACACACACCCACACACAACACAAUACACAAGCAGACGAAACAGCAGCAGUAUGGCUAUAUAUUAUGAAAUUCUUAGCUCUUAGUGCUACUGAUAACAUUUUUCAAGUUGUGUUUUAUGCAGAAUAAAAUUAACAUUUGUUUAAA